UUCAUUUUCUGCUACUGUUCCAUUCCUCUGUCCUUUUUCCCUGUUUCAUCUACAAAUUACUUCGAUCUAAAUAAAAUAUAAUCUGAAUCGGAUUUGAUUUUCAUGGCGGAGGAAGAAUUCCAAGAGUCCGAGGCUUUGUUUUCCGACCAAAACAGCAACCAUUACGGCACACUUGACGAGGAUGCUGCUGCUGUUAAGGAUGAUGGUUUCACCAAAAACGGCCGUGUUUCACGUAACUACAAUUCCAACAAGAAGGUGGCCCCCAGCUCGCUUCCUGUAAACAUUCCACGUCAUCACGGCGGCGCUGCUUUCCAUUGCGGCGGCGAAGCUGUGGAGUUCGAGGAAUACGACGACGGGGAAAUGGAGCCUCCCCAUGCGGUUAUAGCGAGGAGAAUCGCAAGGAAAAUGGCGUUUUCCGUUUGUACAGGCAAUGGAAGGACGCUUAAAGGAAGGGAUUUGAGUAAAGUUCGAAACUCAGUUCUACGAAUGACAGGAUUUUUGGAAGCCUAAACUCUUAGUAUUCAUUUCAGAAAUGAAAUUACAAAAGAAGAAGAAAGAGAUCGAUUUCCUUUUGUUAUGAUCUAGGUCCUUUCAUGUUUUUCUACCUUGGGAUUCUUAAUUUAUCCAUUGUUACAGAAAAAGAAGGAAAAAAUGGAAUCAAUGAACAAUUAAUAAAAUGUCUUUGCUUAA
Molecule: messenger RNA, 690 nt
Organism: Hibiscus syriacus
Lineage: Eukaryota; Viridiplantae; Streptophyta; Magnoliopsida; Malvales; Malvaceae
Exons: 1
Coding region: 103-510 (135 amino acids)
Source: RefSeq, a predicted model, not a curated record